This is a messenger RNA of Drosophila arizonae, 1842 nucleotides long. It is a transcript of the gene Ugt36A1, whose product is annotated as UDP-glycosyltransferase family 36 member A1. NCBI's taxonomy places the organism in Eukaryota, Metazoa, Arthropoda, Insecta, Diptera, Drosophilidae. Gene Ontology annotation, molecular function: UDP-glycosyltransferase activity. The record is from RefSeq and is a predicted model, not a curated record.
AUGCAAUUGCUGACAAGUACAAGUGCAGCAGUUUAAUCAUGCAAUCAGCCACAAAGUGACAAACAAACACUUAUUAAUAAACCGCAACAACAAUAGUAAUAGUCGCAGACGGGUAUCUCAACCGCAGUCAAGCGCGAUAUCAAGCGAUGCGUUGCGUAAUCAUGGCACCCACGAACAAAGCGUCAUUUGUUCGACCACCGCGCAGCAAUGAAGACGGCAAUGGGACGUGCGACGUUAAUUGGAUUUUGUGUGGCGCUGAUUCUAAGUGGGGCAAGUGCGGGCAAUGUGCUCGCCAUAUUCCCGCACUUUGGCUACAGCCACUUUAAGGUGGUGCUACCCAUUCUCAACGAGCUGUCGCAGCGGGGUCACCGGCUGACGGUCAUUUCGUAUGUGCGACAUCCCCAGGCAGCGCAGCUGCCAAAUUACGAAGAGCUGCUGAUUUCCGACGCAAACGAGGAUCAGUCGAAUACCACAAUCAACGUGGUGCCGCUGUCGGAGCACACGCCCACACGCUCGCUGUGGGAGCUCCUGAAGGAGUACUACGAGCUCUAUAUCAACGGGCAGAUCUCCUGUGAGAGCCUCUUCCAGAGUGGCCAUGUUGAGACUAUCUUGGAGCGCCAUAAACAGCAGCCCUACGAUCUGCUGCUCACGGAGUACUUCAGCACGGACUGCCAGCUGGCAGUUGCGCAGCUGCUGAAGCUGCCCAUCAUUGGGAUUAGCACUUGUGCACUGAUGCCCUACUACUACGACCGCAUCGAUCUGCCCGAUACGCCGUCCUAUGUCCAGUCCGAGUUCGUCGGCUUCCCCCGACCUCUGCAGUGGCGCGAUCGCCUCCUGAACUUCUUCCAGGCCAAGCUGCUGAAGCUCAUCUACAGGCUGCACACGAAUCGGGCGGACAAUGCGCUGAUCAAGCGCCAUCUCGACAUCGAUGUGGAUGUGGAUGCUGUGGCUCGUGCCCAGACGGCAUUCAUCCUGGGAAACCAGCACUACUCACACAUGGGCAGUCGCCCGCGCACUCAGCAAUUCCUGGAGGUGGGCGGCGUGCACAUCACGAGCAAGGACGAGCAGCAGCUGAGCCCGCUCAUUGUCCAGUUCCUGGAGCAGUCCAAGCAGGGCGUCAUCUUCAUCAGCUGGGGCUCCAUGGUGCGCGCCUCCAGCAUCGAUGCCGAGAAACUGGACGCGAUUAUCGAGGUGCUGCAGCAGCAGCCCCUAAACGUAAUCUGGAAAUGGGAAUCUUCGGAGCCGCCCAAGCCCCAACUGGAUGCCAGCAAGUUUCUGUUUGUGAAAUGGGCGCCGCAGCUGGCGCUGCUCUGCCAGCCGAAGGUGCGUCUAUUCUGGGCGCACGCCGGUCUGCUGGGACUCACCGAGGCGCUGCACUGCGGCAAGCCGAUGCUCAUGACGCCCAUCUAUGGCGAUCAGUUUCUGAAUGCCUAUGCGGCCCAGGAUCGCGGCAUCGGCCUCAAGCUGGACUAUCUGGACAUCAAUGUGGAAAUGCUGCAGGAGUCGCUGAAUGAGCUAAGCAAGCCCAGCUACGCCUCACGUGCCGCGCAGCUAGCGCAGAUCUUCAAUCAGCGCGAGCGCACGCCGCUCGAGACGGCCAUUUGGAGCGUGGAGCACGUGAUGCAGCAUGGCAUGUUUGCAGUCGAGCUACUGCAAUCGCCGGGCAUCGAGCUCAACUGGUUUAUCUACCACUCGCUGGACAGUUUGGCUGUCAUCUUGGUGGUGGUGCUGCUGCUGCUCAUCGCCAGCUGGCGUGCCCUGACACGAGGCCAGACGCCGCGGAAGCCGCCCAAGUCCAAGAAGGCCAAAAAGUCUUAGUUCUCAGGGAAUUUCAAUAGAUGU